UGGGUGCCGCGCGCCGGCCCUUCCCUCGCCUCGCCCUCCGGCCCGCGUCCCCGCCCCCUCGGCGCUCCGCUGCCUGGCGUGACUCGGCACCGAGAGCCCGCUGACCAGAGGCUGCCAUCGCGCCCCGCUGACCAGGCCUCGGCGUCCCCCGGCCUCCGCCCUUCUCCCCCGAGGCCUCUUCCCCUUCACUUCCGAGGUCGGUGGCGUCGCAGCCGCGCUGCUGGGCUACCCGCGAGGAUGGUGGGAGUGAAGCCGGUCGGGAGCGACCCGGAUUUCCAGCCAGAGCUGAGCGGCGCGGGCUCCAGACUCGCCGUGGUCAAGUUCACCAUGAGAGGGUGUGGACCAUGUUUAAGAAUUGCUCCAGCUUUUAGUUCGAUGAGUAAUAAAUACCCACAGGCAGUUUUCUUGGAAGUUGAUGUACAUCAGUGCCAGGGAACAGCUGCCACCAAUAAUAUAUCAGCAACACCUACAUUUCUCUUUUUUCGGAACAAAGUGAGAAUUGAUCAGUAUCAAGGAGCCGAUGCUGUGGGAUUAGAAGAAAAAAUCAAGCAGCACUUAGAGAAUGACCCUGGAAGCAAUGAGGACACAGAUAUUCCAAAAGGCUACAUGGAUUUAAUGCCUUUUAUUAAUAAAGCUGGCUGUGAGUGUCUUAAUGAAAGUGAUGAACAUGGAUUUGACAACUGUUUACGGAAAGACUUGUCCUUCUUGGAAUCUGACUGUGAUGAGCAGCUACUUAUUACUGUGGCAUUUAAUCAACCUGUUAAGCUUUAUUCCAUGAAAUUUCAAGGACCAGAUAAUGGUCAGGGUCCAAAAUAUGUAAAAAUUUUUAUCAACCUACCCCGAUCUAUGGAUUUUGAAGAGGCAGAAAGAAGCGAACCAACUCAAGCUCUGGAACUAACAGAAGAUGAUAUUAAAGAAGACGGUAUUGUCCCACUUCGUUAUGUUAAGUUUCAGAAUGUUAACAGUGUAACUAUAUUUGUUCAGUCCAAUCAAGGUGAAGAAGAAACAACAAGAAUUUCCUAUUUUACGUUUAUUGGUACCCCGGUCCAGGCAACAAAUAUGAAUGACUUCAAACGAGUAGUUGGCAAAAAAGGAGAAAGUCACUAAGGUGCAGAAGGACACUGGACAAGCGGCUGCAGUGGGAUGUCCAGCUCCUGGCUAGUCGCUCAAAUUGCGCCAGAGACUCAGUGUUUCCUUUACUGCCAUUACCAAUAAAUCAUUGCUUUUGUUCAGAUGGUUUCACUAGUGUUUCUAUUGUAAUCUUGAUACAUGCAAUUGUAAAUAAAAAUCACUACCUUUGC
Messenger RNA from Elephantulus edwardii (Cape elephant shrew), 1301 nucleotides. RefSeq names its product thioredoxin-like 1 (gene TXNL1). The record is from RefSeq and is a predicted model, not a curated record. The coding region runs from base 238 to 1107 and encodes 289 amino acids. The transcript has 8 exons. Lineage: Eukaryota; Metazoa; Chordata; Mammalia; Macroscelidea; Macroscelididae.